AUGUGGCAAAGAUUAAGUAUUGCUCUUCUUUGGCUGUUACUCUCGACCCAGUCUUUGGCGUCUAAAGAUAUUCACGAAACUCCAAAAUUCUCCUUAAAAAGCUUAACUGACCCUCAUUUAACGGAUUACUACCCAUUAAGAAUUUCAUUAGAGGUUGACGACGAUUUCCUUCAAAACACCCAGUUGAAUAAGACUGUAAAAUCAGCUGCUGACACUACAAUGAAAAUUUUAUCAUAUUUAGUCCUUUCUAAAGCUUCAAAAUCUGGCUUUAAGUUUGGAGAGAAAAUUCAGUGUGAUGACUUUUUGAUUCACCAGAUAGUAAAAAGUCAAGGUAUUGAUGCAGACUUUGGCUUAUUUAUCAAAUCAAGUAGUGAUUUCGAAGAUGACUUGAUUACGAUAAAGAAAUGUGAAAGCGGAAGCCAACUUUUUGUCAUCUCAAUGGCAAUAAACCCAGAGAAAUUCUUGGCUCUUGGAGAGGUCUCACAAAUUAAAUCAAUAUCCUCAGCAAUUUCAAGCAUCAUUUUUGAGGAUAAUUUGUAUAGAAAUCAGCUACUGAGCGAAGUCGAAGACUACUUAACCGUCCACGCCUUUGAAUAUAUGCCAGCAAUCGCUGAUACAGGUUGCAAUCCUCCAAUAAGCAAUUGUGUUACUUGUAAAACGCCAACAGUUUGCUUUAAUUGUUCUGCCAGCUAUCUUCCAAAUGAAGAUGGCACUCAAUGUUGUGCUGGGGAAUAUUGCAAAACUUGUAAUGGCGGAUUUAACUGUGAUUCGUGCAUUGAUGAUUACAUUUACUACAAUGGAGAAUGUCAUCCAUGCCCUUCAUAUUGUGCUCUAUGUAACACAACAGCCUGUGUAGAAUGUGACCCUGGCUAUUAUCCAUUAGAAGGUAUUAUGUGUAUGUGGUGCUCUACAGGAUGUGAAAUUUGCCAUGCUGGUCCUUCAAGUCUCUCAAUAUGUACUCAAUGUUAUGAUAUAGACAACUCAGUACUUAUAGAUGGUGAAUGUUCUUGCAAAAAAGCGAAUCAAAUAUAUAACCAAAAUAAUAUAUGUGUUUGCGCUCCAGGCUAUUAUGAAGAUACAAAUGGAAUUUGCCAACCAUGUAAUACUGGCUGUGAAACCUGCACUUCUCCAAGCCAAUGUAUAACUUGUUUUGAUAAAAAUCUUACAAUUGCUAAUGCAGAUGGAAGCUGCUCAUGCAAAACUAAUGAGCUAACUUAUAAUACAACUACUCAUACUUGUGAUUGCCCAAGAGGUGAAUACCCUGACCUUGUAAGUGGACUUUGUGACCCAUGCCAAGAUAGUUGUGCAUGGUGUAUCGCAUAUGAUAUUUGCUUUGAGUGCAUAAAUAACAGCAUUUUAUAUAAUAGUGGAAAUGGUAAUUGCACGUGCUUACUCAAGACCUAUUGAGCGAACAAAAACAUUAGAAAAAUCCCAAAAACCCAUCCUUUGUAUGAGUGAACAAAAAAUGUUUUAAUAUAAAAAGUUUUAUGAAAAAAUAUAUUUUAAUAUACAAUGAUAAUUAUUAUAAUGAUAUGUCUAGCUAAUUCUAUUUUAAAUAGAUUGCAUUAAAACAAAAUUUUAAUUUUUGCUUUAAAAUUUGGAUUUUUUAAAUUUGAAAUAAAAAUUUACUAUAAAAUUUAUAUAUAAAACUUUUUUAAACAAAAUAACGAACAAAAAAAUUUUAGGUCGCUCACGGAGGAACUGAAGCUAGAUGGAUCAAAAAUCUAUGAUCCUACUACAAAUACUUGUGUACCUUGCCCUGAUGGGAAAUACGCUUUCGAUGGAAAUUGCUAUAACUGCAUUUCUCCUUGCGCUGCAUGCUCUUAUUAUGAUCAUUGCACAGAGUGCUUCCCAGGCAUGCAUUUAUCCUCAUCUAAUGCUAGUUGUGUCUGCAAUGACCCUACUCAAACCUUCAAUUCAAGUACAAACACCUGUGGAGACUGCACCGAGGGAAGUUGCAAAUGCACAGAUUCACAAGUUUACGAUCCCACAACAAAAACUUGUGUUUCUUGUCCUACUGGAAAAUAUGCAUCUGAUGGAGUAUGCUCCCCAUGCCAGUCAACUUGCUUAGCAUGCUCAUCUUCUAGUGAGUGCACACAAUGCUACCAAGGCAUGGAUUUAUCAUCCAAUGGUGCUUGUGAAUGCACAGGCACUAAUGAAGUAUUUGACCCAACUUCAAAAACUUGUCAAGCCUCAUGCUCAGAUCCAUCCAAGGUUUAUGACCCUUUAACGAAGUCCUGCGACAAUUGUCCUAAUGGAAAAUAUGCUUCUGACGGAGUAUGCCUUCCGUGUCAGUCGAAUUGUCUUACCUGUACAAACAAUAAUGGAUGCACAGAAUGCUACUCAGGCAUGACUUUGUUGUCAAAUAACACUUGUGUGUGUAGUGAUUCUGAAAAAAUAUUUGACCCAAGUGCAAAGAGUUGUAAAGAUUGCAGCGAUACCCAAAAUGGCUGUGAAAAUAAUAGCUGCGCAGAAGGAUGCAUUUUAUGUGCGUCCCCUGAGGUUUGUGAAACUUGCUAUGAUUCUGAGAAUAUGGUUAAUAAUAAUGGAGUAUGCAGCUGUGCAAAGCCAAAUCAAAAGUUCAGCGUUUCUGAGAAAAAAUGUGUGGACAGUAGCUCAGCAAAGGGGCUAGUUUUGGCUUGGAUUUUGGCACUUUAUGCAGCUAUUUAA
This is a messenger RNA of Blepharisma stoltei, 2670 nucleotides long. Lineage: Eukaryota; Ciliophora; Heterotrichea; Heterotrichida; Blepharismidae. The record is from the annotation of a GenBank genome assembly.